Molecule: messenger RNA, 3436 nt
Organism: Pyrus x bretschneideri (Chinese white pear)
Lineage: Eukaryota; Viridiplantae; Streptophyta; Magnoliopsida; Rosales; Rosaceae
Product: inositol transporter 4-like
Exons: 4
Coding region: 236-1972 (578 amino acids)
Biological process (GO): transmembrane transport
Cellular component (GO): membrane
Molecular function (GO): myo-inositol:proton symporter activity; transferase activity
Source: RefSeq, a predicted model, not a curated record
AUUCGAAAGUUAAUGUUAUGUAUUACUUUCAAUUUCGAAUCAAAUAGAAAUUAGUGUUACGGAGAUUGAAUAGUUAUUUUUCUGAGGUAGAAACUGAAGACAAAUAAGAACACGUCUGAGCCCAUUCAUUCGUUAUGUAACUAAGAGUGCGUUGGCAAGUAAAUGAGUGCAUGCAUACAUUGAUUUCGUUCUCAGCGAAAGUAGAGUUGCUUGGACGAAGACGAAGAAGAAGAAAAUGGUGGAGGGGGGAGCCCCACCUUCUAGCAGAACUGAGUUCACGGAGUGUUGGAGGACAACAUGGAGGACGCCAUACAUUAUGCGCCUCGCGCUUACAGCUGGCAUCGGAGGCCUCCUUUUUGGAUAUGAUACAGGUGUGAUCUCCGGGGCAUUGCUAUACAUUCGGGAGGACUUUCGCGAAGUUGACAAAAAAACAUGGCUGCAGGAGACCAUAGUGAGCAUGGCAGUUGCUGGCGCCAUCAUUGGGGCUGCUCUUGGUGGAUGGAUGAAUGACGCACUCGGCCGGAAAAAAUCAAUUCUAAUCGCGGACGUGGUUUUCUUCAUUGGUGCAAUAGUUAUGGGAGCGGCUCCAGCUCCGUGGGUGAUCAUAAUUGGGAGAAUUGUAGUUGGUUUGGGAGUUGGAAUGGCUUCUAUGACUGCACCCCUUUACAUCUCAGAAGCUUCUCCUCAUAGAAUCAGAGGAGCACUAGUUAGCUGCAACGGUAUGUUAAUUACAGGAGGACAAUUCUUGUCAUACCUCAUCAAUCUCGCCUUCACCAAAGCCCCGGGAACCUGGCGUUGGAUGCUUGGAGUGGCCGGAGUUCCAGCCCUUGUUCAGUUCAUAUUGAUGUUGUCGCUUCCAGAGUCUCCAAGAUGGCUCUACAGAGAGAACAAGGUGGAUGAAGCUAGGGCAAUUUUGGCGAAAAUCUAUCCUGAAGAAGAGGUGGAAGAUGAAUUGAAAGCCUUGCAUGAAUCUGUCGAAUUUGAAAAGGCCGAGGACUCAGCAGCUGGGAAUGGCAUGAUCCAAAAACUAAAGGGUGCCUUGAGCAACACCGUGGUUCGAAGAGGACUCUACGCAGGCAUCACGGUCCAAGUAGCUCAGCAAUUUGUCGGCAUUAAUACUGUGAUGUAUUACAGCCCGACCAUUGUUCAAUUCGCUGGUUUUGCGUCCAACCAGACCGCUAUGGCACUCUCUCUCAUCACCUCCGGUCUCAACGUUGUUGGAACCCUAAUGAGCAUGUGCUUUGUAGAUAGAUACGGAAGGAGAAGGCUGAUGAUCAUUUCGAUGUUUGGUAUUAUCGCUUGCCUUGUGGUGUUAGCCGGGGUUUUUUUCUAUGCCGCGGAACAUUCUCCGAAGAUUAGUAAUUUGGAAUCUGCUAAAUUCGGCAACUCUUCAACAUGUCCGACUUAUGUAUCGGCUGUCAAUCCUACAGCAUGGAACUGCAUGACGUGUUUGAAACAAGAAUGUGGCUUCUGUGCUAGUGAAGUCAAGGAUCUCGCUCCGGGAGCUUGCUUGGCCGCCAGUGAUAAUAUCAGGGACAUAUGUCGUGGAGAACACAGGACAUGGUACAGCAAAGGCUGCCCUAGUAAAAUCGGAAUAUUUGCGGUGAUACUAUUGGGAUUGUACAUUAUAAUGUAUGCACCCGGAAUGGGAACAGUGCCAUGGAUUGUGAACUCGGAAAUAUACCCGCUGAGAUACAGAGGGACGGGUGGAGGAAUCGCAGCAGUUUCAAACUGGACGGCCAAUCUCAUAGUGAGCGAGACAUACUUGACUCUGACGAAAGCGCUGGGUUCGGCGGGAACGUUUCUCCUCUUUGCUGGGUUUUCUCUUAUUGGACUCAUAUUCAUUUACUUGCUAGUUCCUGAAACCAAAGGAAUGCAGUUUGAAGAGGUUGAGAAGUUGCUGCAGAAAGGCUUCAGACCUAAGCUAUUUGCACCCAAGGACACCAAAGGCAAAGCCAAAGUUGAGGAAUAGUAUAGUCGAAAAGGGACCAAUGUUAUAAUCGUUUGUGUUUUAAGCCUAGGACAUUUGGUGAGGAAUUACCAUAUUUUGAUGACCAUACUGCCAGAGCCCGUAUUUUGAUAUCACGAAAUAAUUAAUAUGUACAUGUCAUGUCAUUGUAAUAUGGUCUAUUAUAUAUCAAUAUUCUAUUAGGUUUUACUUAACUAAAAGUUUUGGUUGUACGAGAAAAACAAUGCAAUUGAUGAGCCAUGCAAUUAUGAGUCAUGCAAAAUAAUAACACACACUUUUUGGACGCGUGUGCACUUGUGACGCUCAAAAAAAGUUGUCAAAAUAGGGCGCACCGACAGACGUUGCAAUUGAGUAAGAAAUGCAAAUUGCAACCAUCCAAUCCAAACGGACAGGGGGACAAAACAAUACCUGCUCCUCCUCCGCCAGCUAAUGCACCAUUUCUUUACUACGUAUCGACAAACCACAUAAUAUCAUCAAUUUGAAGAAAGAUAAUAUAUGUACACACUGUGCAGUGCACUGCACCAUCAGCAGCGGGACAAUUUUUUGAAAAAUCUUUUUGGUUGGUGGCCUUCGGCUUUGCCUUGGAUGAAUUGCAUGUAGUUGGACAGGUGGUGCGGGGGUGGGAGAGAGAGAGAGAGGUGAUGGGGUAACCCAAGGCAGCUCACCUGCUUUAUAAUGCUCCCAAACGGUGUAGUAUCACUUGCUGUUUGGUAGCCGAGAAAAUUGACAAAAGAUGUGGAGAAUAAAGCAUUAAAGUUGCAUUCUCUAAUGAGCAACGAAUAACCGGACAACGAAUAAGGGGUCCAGAACACACCACCACAAGUUGGAGGGAGAGUUGUAUGAAAUAGAAACGCCUAACCUAUCACGAGACACUUCGUUCCUUAAGUUUUCCCAUAUGGCGCCGCAUGAUUGGUUUGAAAAACUGCCACCUUGGCAUCGGAGUUCAAGAUUCCAAUUUAGGUACCACCAACAGAAACUAAACACAGAGCUUUGAAGGAGGAGAGAACAUUUUGUUCAGCCUCCCUCCCACAGUAUCUCCAACAACAUAUGAAUUUCCAAUUUUCCAUCAUACAGAACUUAGAACACAAUCAAUAACGAAGGAACAGAGACGAUACUUUUGCAAGCAGAUCACUAAAACCGGAUAAUCGGUAAAACCCUUUUAGCAAAAUUCGGGUUUACGCAUACAAAACACCACAAAACAACCACAAGGCAAACAAGUAAUAGUAUUCCACUCCUACAAAAAACCAAGUCAAUGACAGAAAAAGAGGGCAAGAAAGAAAGAAAAUACCCAUCCAAAAAACCCUAGUUGAAUUCAUACAUCUUAACUGCUAAGAAGUCCGUAGUGUCUUGCUCACUAGCUUCCUAUAAUCUCUCUCCCUUCUUACAAUCAUAUCAUAUUCUUCUUCCUAGCUUCUCAACCACACUGUACAAAGUUACAAACCAUGAAACACCAACACUUCCUAUAUA